AUGCCUCGCUACAAGCGCACGCGAGACGAGUUCGAGACCGAUGCGCCCCUCGAGCCCGUGGUCCCGCCUCGGGACCAGGAGACCCUCCAUAAGCUGCGCAACAUGUGGGAGUUUGCCAGUCUGAUGCAGUACAUAUUCCUAUUCGGGCACGCCGUCAAAAUCGACGACGACUUCGACAUCGAGGUACGAUAGCACCCCGGCAUGAGACUAGUGCUGCCAUGUAUGGCGCGAGGGUACAUCUCAGAUUGGAUCACUGACUAGAUAUAAUGGUAGGACCUGGAAGCGGAAUGUCUAAAGCCCACACCGUCUGAGAAGCUCGGCAACAUUGGACUGCAACUGCUCAAAUACGUCUCAUCGCAUCGGGGCCUCACGUACGACUCUCCUACCAUGUCAGGAACUCGAACAGCGCUGAUGAAUUGCAGGUUAGAGAUAUUUGAUGAAUACACGAGGCGACAGUAUCUCGCCAAAGCCCCGCAACACAACCCCUUCGGCGACGAAGAGGAGCCAACCAAGUUCAACGACCUCGACGUCUGCACGCGUAUAAAGGUCUUGCAACAGCUGAGCACAUGGACACUAGGUAACGUGGAUCGUAUUAGGAGCUUGAUGCCGCAAGACGCCGACCAGCUGUCCUGGCGCAUGGAGCCCCUUGGCUGGGACAAGGAAGACCGCACAUACUACCUUCUUGACGACAACCGACUUUACCGCCGAGCCGAUGAGCCUCUACCUCCUCCCACCCCGAAGCCUAAGGCAAAGGCGAAGUCGAAGGCCAAGAGCAAGUCGUCAAAGAGCAGCAGGACCAGAGCGACGCGGUCGAGCAAGCGUAGGAAGGUGGAAGACACAGAGGACGAGGAGCCCGAAGAAGAAGACGAGCCUGAGGAAGCGGAUACCGCUAUGGAUGACACCUUGAUGACAAAUGGCGACCACGCAGCGCAAGAAGAAGAGCCCGGAUACGGCUUCACCAGCAAGACAUGGGAGUGUGUGGCAAUCACCUUGGAACACUAUCAGGACAUCAUGGCGAACAUGUUCCGCUCUCGCGACCCAAACGAAAAGAAUCUUCGAGCUCGGAUUGAAGCAGAUGUCCUUCCUACUAUCGAAAAGCGCGCCGAGGCAUUGAGACAGAAACAGCUGAAAAAGGUGCGGGAGUUGGAGAACUUGCAGAAAAUGGCAACGGCAAAGCGUUCUAGUCGUAUUGCAGACAAAGCCGAGAAGGACCGGCAAGAUCGCGAAGAGCGAGAAGCAGAAGAGAGGAGGCAUGCAGAGCUAAAGAUGGCUCGUGAGGAGCAAGAGAGACAGCGGAGAAUAGAAGAGGUGAGUCGAUGGCGGAGCAGAGCUGAUGAACUAGGCUAACGUGCAUCACAGGGUCACGAGUCGAGACGACUCACUCGCGAGCAAAGAGUGAGGGAGCGCGAGGCGAAGCGCAUUCUGCACGAAGAUGAGCUUGCGAGACUGGAAUCCGAAGGAGAGCGCGCGGAGUCCCAAGGCCCCAGCAGCGAAACCGCUGAUUCCAAGAGAGCUUCUGAACGACAGCGUCAGACCAAGAAAGAGCAACUAGAGAAAGAUCUGCAGGAGCUCGCCGAUGACGAAGGCAACUGGUAUUUCGACUGCUCUGUUUGUGGCAAGCAUGGCGAAAACAUGGACGACGGAACGCACAGCAUCGCCUGUGACAAGUGCAAUGUGUGGCAACACAGCAAAUGCCACGGCUUCUCUCCGAAGCAAGCCGAGAGCGAGAGCUUCAGUUUCGUCUGCAAUACCUGCAAGCGCAAGGAGGAAGACGCGAAGAAACCUAAGAUCCCGCCGCUGAAGCUGCACAAUCGCACAAGUGGCAGUCCGGAAGUAUCUAAGAGCCGCCCAGCGACUGCGAGCGGCCAGCAGUCCAAUAGUCGCCUCCCCGAUCACCUGGCCCGGCAGCUAGACUCGCUUCCUCAUCAGCAAAACCACCCCAGCCCUGGGCCAUUCGGUCAGCUCACGAACGGUCCUAGCCUGUUGCCACACGGUCAGGCUCAAGGCUCGCCGGGCUAUCGGUACCCUCCCGUGGGUAACUUUGCUCCUCAACCGACCCAGCAGACAUGGCCUCACGCUCCUCCACCAUAUGCAACAGCUCCAUCCAACAGCCACGCUCCCGCGUCUCACCAACAACAACAUCUUGCUGCUCAUCACGGCGCCGUCGCUUCCGCAGGAGGCCAUCCAGCAUAUCAUCAGCCGUACGGGUACCCGCCGCAGCUCAACGGCUACAAUCCACAAGCUUCUGCGGGUGCACAUUCAAUGGCGCACCAAUCACCACAACAUUACCAGUACCAGCCUCAGCUUCAGCCUCAGCCGCCGCACGGUCAUUACUAUCCCCCUCAGCAACAGCCGCAACGGCGGUCAUCAGGCCAACUGAUGAACGGUUUUCAAUCACCUAGCAAAGCUGGCCCCCAGGCAUCAGCUGCUUCGCCGCAAAAGUAUCCCACUCAGUCCCAAGGCAGUAUUCCAGCAUCUCCCCCGCAGUCUCAUCAGCAUCAAGGGCAGCCACUGGCUCGAAGUCCGAAUACCCAUCUGCCACCACCUACGAAAAAGGAACAUGAAGCAAGUCAAUCGCCUAUAAAGUCAUCACCGCCUCCACAUCUGCAGCAGCAACCUCCGCAUGCUGUAUCAUCAUCGCCCCAGCCCCCUCACAUUACUCAAACUCCCCAUCACAUGAAGCCGCCCGGGAUGAACGGACAUCAAAGCACCCAGCAAUCGAGCCAUCUUAGAACUCCUCAGAUGGACGCACGGCCUGGCAGUGCGAAUGGAAACAACAUCGUGGCCGAUGGAAUGAGCGGCCCGUGGCCACAGGGAAGUCAGGCAAUUCCACAAAAACAUGACCAGAGUCCUGCUCCGCCAUCGUCAGCGCACAGCAUCGGCGAGAAGAGAGUGUUUCCACCCCAUACGCCACUGGUGCCGAGUUCAAGCCAACAGGUUUCUGCUGCCACGGGUAGUGUACCUGUUAAGAAGGAGAUGCCGGGAACAGACGCACCCCCGACGCAGACUCCGGCUCGGAGUCUCCCGCAGACCACCACACCGCAGUAG
Molecule: messenger RNA, 3048 nt
Organism: Lecanosticta acicola
Lineage: Eukaryota; Fungi; Ascomycota; Dothideomycetes; Mycosphaerellales; Mycosphaerellaceae
Source: the annotation of a GenBank genome assembly